This is a messenger RNA of Ectocarpus siliculosus, 330 nucleotides long. Lineage: Eukaryota; Phaeophyceae; Ectocarpales; Ectocarpaceae. The record is from the annotation of a GenBank genome assembly.
AUGUUCAACCGGAGCAUCGACAACAUCGAGUGGCCUGCAACCUUGAGAGAGAUGGUGUUUGGAUCCAGCUUCAACGGCGGAGAUAGCAUGUUGGCACCCAGCUUCACCGGCGGAGGUAGUGCCAAUCUGAGAAGCGUGGUGUGGCCGGCGAGCUUGCGGGACUUUACCGCACCCGUCGCGAAGUUGACCGAGAAGCUAGCAUGCAACAAUUCACGGCGCGGUUAUGGUCGACGCCGUCAACGGCGUCAACAUUUCCGGAGGAUGCGGAAGAUGCAUCACGACGCCUGCGCCCUUUGUGCAGGAAGGCGUGAGAAGAGGCGGAUCGAUUAG